GAAAAAAGUAAAAAAAUGUCAGCCAAUUUAAAAUACCUUUCCUUGGGCAUCCUGGUUUUUCAGACCACAAGUUUAGUCUUGACCAUGCGUUAUUCUCGGACGCUGAAAGAAGAAGGACCUCGUUACUUGUCCUCUACUGCAGUAGUUAUUGCUGAACUUCUGAAGAUUUUGGCCUGUGUUCUGUUGGUCUACAGAGACAGCAAGUGCAAUUUACGGACUCUGAACAGAGUGCUACAUGAUGAAAUCCUUAAUAAACCCAUGGAAACUCUUAAACUUGCUAUUCCUUCAGGAAUUUAUACUCUUCAGAAUAACUUGCUGUAUGUAGCAUUGUCAAACCUAGAUGCAGCCACGUACCAGGUUACAUACCAACUGAAAAUUCUCACCACAGCAUUGUUUUCUGUGUCCAUGUUGAGCAAGAAACUGGGCGUAUACCAGUGGCUUUCAUUAGUAAUAUUGAUGACAGGCGUGGCACUUGUGCAGUGGCCUUCGGACUCUCAAGCAACAGCUGCUAAGGAACAUUCAGCGGGAUCUCAGUUCGUAGGCCUGAUCGCAGUUCUCAUAGCAUGCUUUUCCAGCGGAUUUGCUGGGGUUUAUUUUGAGAAAAUUUUAAAGGAAACUAAGCAGUCUGUGUGGAUCAGAAACAUUCAGCUUGGAUUUUUUGGUAGCAUAUUUGGACUGAUGGGUGUAUACAUUUAUGAUGGAGAGCAACUAUCAAAGAAUGGAUUUUUUCAAGGAUACAAUAAACUUACUUGGAUAGUUGUUGUUUUACAGGCACUUGGAGGGCUGGUGAUCGCUGCCGUUAUAAAAUAUGCAGACAACAUUUUAAAGGGAUUUGCAACUUCUCUCUCUAUUAUACUGUCAACAUUGAUCUCCUAUUUCUGGCUGCAAGAUUUUGUCCCUACAAG
Pelecanus crispus (Dalmatian pelican) is the source of this 905-nucleotide messenger RNA. The record is from RefSeq and is a predicted model, not a curated record. NCBI's taxonomy places the organism in Eukaryota, Metazoa, Chordata, Aves, Pelecaniformes, Pelecanidae.